AUGGCUUCACUGUACCAGCGGUUCAGCGGGAAGAUCAACACCUCCCGCUCGUUCCCCGUUCCCCCCGAAGCGAGUCACCUCCUGGGCGCCCAGAGCAGCGAGGAGGACGGCGCUGCCGGCAAGACCCCGCGUCCAUUGCAACAGGAAGGCAGCCGGCCCCGCUUCCAGUACCAGUCGCGAAGUGACUGCGAGGAGGAGGAUGAGCUGGUGGGGAGUAAUCCUCCUCAAAGAAACUGGAAAGGAAUUGCAAUUGCCUUACUUGUUAUUCUCGUUAUCUGCUCGCUGAUUGUCACCUCUGUCAUACUCCUGACACCAGUUGAAGAUAACAGCUUGUCUCAGAAGAAGAAGAUAACAGUGGAAGAUCUCUUCAGUGAUGAUUUUAAGAUUCAUGACCCAGAGGCUAAAUGGAUAACUGAUAAUGAAUUCAUUUAUAGAAACCAGAAUGGCACAGUGAUUCUGAGGAAUGUCGAAACCAACAGUUCAACAAUAUUAAUAGAAAACAAAAAAAUUGUCUCCUUAAAGGCUAUCCGGUAUGAAGUGUCACCUGACAGGGAAUAUGCACUAUUUGCCUUCGAUGUGGAACCCGUGUAUCAGCAUUCAUAUACAGCAUAUUAUGUCCUCAGCAAAAUACCUCAUGGGGAUCCCCAGAAUUUGUAUCCCCCUGAGGUCAGCAAUGCAAAGCUUCAGUAUGCUGGUUGGGGUCCAAAAGGGCAACAGCUGAUAUUUAUCUUUGAGAAUAACAUCUAUUACUGUGCCCAUGUGGGGAAACAAGCCAUCCGAGUGGUCUCCACAGGAAAGGAAGGUGUUAUUUUCAAUGGGCUCAGCGACUGGCUGUAUGAAGAGGAGAUCUUGAAGACUCACAUUGCUCAUUGGUGGUCUCCUGAUGGCACCAGGCUGGCAUAUGCAACAAUUAAUGCCUCCAGAGUCCCCACCAUGGAGAUCCCCAUAUAUACAGGCAUCCUUUACCCUACUGUUAAAACAUAUCAUUAUCCAAAGGCUGGAAUGGAAAAUCCAACAAUUUCUUUGCAUGUGAUUGGUCUGAAUGGACCCACUCAUGACCUGGAAAUGACUCCCCCCGAUGAUCAGAGAAUGAGGGACUACUACAUCACCAUGGUGAAAUGGGCCACCAGCACCAAGGUGGCAGUGAACUGGCUGAACAGGGCCCAGAACGUGUCGAUCCUGACGCUCUGCGACGCCACCACGGGGGUCUGCACCAAGAAACAUGAAGAUGAGAGUGACGCCUGGCUGCACAGACAGAAUGAAGAGCCCAUUUUUUCCAGGGACGGUCGGAAGUUUUUCUUCGUCCGGGCCAUUCCUCAGGGAGGACGUGGGCAUUUCUACCACAUCGCCAUGUCAUCGUCACAGCCCAACAGUAGCAAUGACGAUUUACAGGCCAUUACGUCUGGAGAUUGGGAUGUGACAAAGAUACUGGCAUAUGAUGAAAAGAGGCAGAAAAUUUAUUUCCAUAGCACAGAAGAUUCACCAAGAAGGAGACAUUUAUACAGUGCAAGCACAAAUGGGAACUUCAACAGGAGGUGCCUGUCCUGUGAUCUGAUUGAAAACUGCACUUACUUCAGUGCAUCCUUCAGCCACAAUCUGGAAUACUUCCUCCUGACAUGUGAAGGUCCCCGUGUCCCGAUGGUGACUGUUCACAACACAACGGAUGCACAGAAAAUUUUUGAGCUGGAGGUAAAUGAAAAUGUGCAGCUGGCUGUAAAUGACAGGCAAAUGCCUAAGGUAGAAUACAUGGAAAUCAAGAUAGAUGAUUACAGAUUGCCAAUGCAGAUCUUGAAGCCAGCAACCUUUGCGGACACCGCACACUACCCCUUGCUUUUGGUUGUAGAUGGGACACCCGGCAGCCAGAUCGUCACGGAGAGGUUUGAGGUGACGUGGGAGAGCGUCAUGGUCAGCUCCCACAACGCCAUCGUGCUCAAGUUCGACGGCCGCGGCAGCGGCUUCCAGGGCGCCAAGCUCCUGCACGAGGUCAAGAGGAGGCUGGGCCUUUUGGAGGAGAAGGAUCAGCUGGAAGCUGUCCGGACAAUGCUGCAGGAGCAUUUCAUUGAUAAAACAAGGGUCGGUGUCUUUGGGAAGGAUUAUGGUGGUUACCUGAGCACUUACAUGCUUCCAGCUGGUGAAGACAACCAGGUGUUCACCUGUGGAGCUGCUCUUUCCCCAGUGACAGACUUCAGACUGUAUGCUUCAGCCUUUUCUGAAAGAUACUUGGGCUUGCACGGGGUUGAUAACAGAGCAUACGAGAUCAGCAAAUUAUCACACAGAGUAUCAUUACUAAAGGAGCAGACAUUUUUGAUCAUUCAUGCUACUGCUGAUGAAAAAAUCCAUUUUCAGCAUACUACGGACCUUAUCACACACCUAAUUAGGGCAAAGGCUAAUUACAGCUUACAGAUUUACCCUGAUCAAAGCCAUUACUUCAGCAAUGCAGCAUUUGAGCAGCACUUGUACCAGUCCAUUGUCAACUUCUUUGUGGAGUGUUUCCAGGUUCCAGACAAACUCCCGCUAGCCCCACUGAAAGAGGAGGAGGAGGAUGAUUAA
This is a messenger RNA of Pseudopodoces humilis (Tibetan ground-tit), 2550 nucleotides long. RefSeq names its product dipeptidyl peptidase like 6 (gene DPP6). Gene Ontology annotation, biological process: regulation of potassium ion transmembrane transport; proteolysis. The record is from RefSeq and is a predicted model, not a curated record. Gene Ontology annotation, molecular function: serine-type peptidase activity; potassium channel regulator activity. Lineage: Eukaryota; Metazoa; Chordata; Aves; Passeriformes; Paridae. Gene Ontology annotation, cellular component: plasma membrane; voltage-gated potassium channel complex.